Cyclocybe aegerita is the source of this 312-nucleotide messenger RNA. NCBI's taxonomy places the organism in Eukaryota, Fungi, Basidiomycota, Agaricomycetes, Agaricales, Hemipholiotaceae. The record is from the annotation of a GenBank genome assembly.
AUGGCCAAAGCAAAAGCUGCUCCCGCUGCAUCAAGCGGCGGCAAGUCCGCGAAGAAGAAGAAGUGGUCUAAGGGAAAGGUCAAGGAUAAGGCCCAACACGCCGUCUCCCUUGACAAGGCCACCUACGAUCGUAUCCUGAAGGAAGUCCCCACCUUCAAGUUCAUCAGCCAGAGCAUCCUCAUCGAACGUCUCAAAAUCAACGGAAGCUUGGCCCGCGUUGCCAUCCGCCACCUUGAGAGGGAGAAGCAGAUCAAGCGGAUCGUGCACCAUUCCGCUCAGCUCAUCUACACACGAACAACAACAUCAGAGUAG